This is a messenger RNA of Hemisphaericaspora subhashii, 819 nucleotides long. RefSeq names its product U2 snRNP complex subunit. The record is from RefSeq and is a predicted model, not a curated record. Lineage: Eukaryota; Fungi; Ascomycota; Pichiomycetes; Serinales; Debaryomycetaceae. Gene Ontology annotation, cellular component: U2 snRNP; precatalytic spliceosome; catalytic step 2 spliceosome. Gene Ontology annotation, molecular function: RNA binding. The transcript has a single exon. Gene Ontology annotation, biological process: mRNA splicing, via spliceosome. Bases 1 to 819 code for a protein of 272 amino acids.
AUGAAUUCAAUACAAAAGAUUAAUCAAAUCAACCAAAAAGAAUUAAAUUCAAACACUUCAUACAAAUCAUCUUGGCAUUAUGAUUAUCGAGAUACAAAUUAUUUAUACAUAGGAAAUAUACCAUUUAAUUUAACAUCAAAAGAUUUAAUUAUCAUAUUUAGUCAGUAUGGAAUACCAACACAUAUUAAUUUAAUUAAAGAUAAAGAAACUGGUAAUCAUCGAGGAUUUGGAUUUUUAAAAUAUUCAAAUUUUAAAAGUUGUAUUUUGGCAAUUGAUAAUUUUAAUGGUAUUAAAUUAGGUGAUAGAUUUUUAAGAGUUGAUCAUAAUUAUUAUAAAUUACAUCAAGGGGAGAAUGAAGAUGAUUAUUUGAUUGAUUAUGAAGAAAUAAAGAAACAAAUUGGAGAAGAUAAGAGAAUUGAAAAUGAGGACAACGAAAAGGAAGGGGAAAUAAAAUUGAUUGAGGCAGGUGGUAGUGUGAAUGACGAUGAUGAAUUUAAAGAUCCAAUGGAAGAAUUCUUGAGUAAGAAAGAUAAGCCAAAAGAUGAUGAUGAUGAGUUUAGGGAUCCAAUGGAAGAUUUCCUAUCCAAGGAAAGGUCAAAAGAUAGUCGUAAGGAUGAACAUACACAUAGAAGUCAUAGAUCGGAGAGACACCGAUCUUCUUCACAUAGGCAUAGGUCAGAUAAAGAACAUCGCUCCUCUUCACACAGGCAUGGAUCAGAUAAAGAAAGGUCGUCCCGAUCGCACAGGUACGAUAAGGAAGGAUCUUCUGAUAGGCAUAAAUCAGGUAGGGAAGACAGAGAAAGAAGUCCUCGUAGAUAG